GAGCCCAUCGCUGAGAUCCUGCUGAAGGCCUUUGAUGUGAUUACCAUCGUGGUUCCACCAGCAUUGCCAGCUGCCGUGACGGUGGGGGUGGUGUACGCCCAGAGACGGCUGAAGAGGCGUGGCAUCUACUGCAUCAGCCCGCACCGGAUCAACCUGUGUGGGCAACUUGACCUGGUCUGCUUCGACAAGACUGGCACCUUGACGGAAAAUGGAAUGGAUUUGUUUGGCGUGGUUCGUGCCAAAAAUAAAAACUUCAUCUACAGUAAUGAUGACCUGAAGAUGCAAGUGUUUAAUGAGGACGAAGUUCUGGCUGCCAUGGCGACCUGUCACUCCCUGACCCUGGCCUCCUCCGAGACCACACUCCAGGGUGACCCACUGGAUCUGACCAUCUUCCGUGCCACCAACUGGGUUCUGGAGGAGAUGGUUUCCCAGGCCAGGAGACUGAGACGCACCAAUCCGCUGAUUAUCGUGAAACCAACGGAAACCGCCAACUCCAACAGCCAAGUGACCAAUGGCCUGGUUUGCCGAUUCCGAUCGGGAAUUGGGAUCCUCCGACAGUUUCCUUUCUCCUCGGCCCUGCAGCGGAUGACGGUGAUUGCAAAGAAUUUGGAUGAGCAGAGUUUGGUGGCAUAUUGCAAAGGCGCCCCUGAGACCAUCAUCAAACUGUGCACCACUGAGUCAGUACCUGAUGAUUUUCUGGAGGUGAUGGAGAGUUUCACGCUGUGUGGUUACCGUGUCAUCGGUCUCGCCUUCCGGGAAUUCAAGGGCACACUGAGGGAAUCCGACAUCCGGAAGGUGAACAG
Molecule: messenger RNA, 803 nt
Organism: Chiloscyllium plagiosum (whitespotted bambooshark)
Lineage: Eukaryota; Metazoa; Chordata; Chondrichthyes; Orectolobiformes; Hemiscylliidae
Source: RefSeq, a predicted model, not a curated record